This is a messenger RNA of Trichoderma aggressivum f. europaeum, 795 nucleotides long. RefSeq lists its product as uncharacterized. The record is from RefSeq and is a predicted model, not a curated record. Bases 1 to 795 code for a protein of 264 amino acids. NCBI's taxonomy places the organism in Eukaryota, Fungi, Ascomycota, Sordariomycetes, Hypocreales, Hypocreaceae. The transcript has 3 exons. Gene Ontology annotation, molecular function: oxidoreductase activity, acting on the CH-OH group of donors, NAD or NADP as acceptor.
AUGACCGUCGACAGUCUUUCUCUCGCAGGCAAAGUCGCCAUCAUCACCGGCUCCGGUAGAGAAAACGGCAUCGGUGCUGGCAUCGCUCUUACUCUUGCCAAAGCCGGAGCUCGCGUUGUCAUCAACUAUGUAUCCAACUCCACGGCUUCUCGUGCAGAGGUUGUCCGCGAGAAAAUAGAUGCUGCUGCUGGCAAGAACAGCGCCAUCGUGGUGCAGGCCGACGUUUCCACCGCAGAAGGCUGCAAGAAGAUUGUUGGAGAAACAUUGGCCCGGUUCGGCGUCGACCACAUCGACAUUAUUGUGAACAAUGCAACAUACGUCGCCUAUGGCCCUGUUCUUCAAAGCAAGGCAGAAGACAUUCACACCGCAUUCGCAGUUUCCGUUGUUGGCCCCAUCCUCUUACUCCAAGAAGCUUACCCUCACAUGCCCAAAUUCUCUCGCAUCAUCAACAUCGGCAGCGUGUCUUCCAAGAUGGGAUUCAACGCCUUGCCCAUCUACGCGGCCGCCAAGGCUGCCAUGGAUCAGUUGACCUUCAGCUUGGCCCGCGAGGUUGGUCGAGACGGCAAGCACAUUACGAUUAACACUCUCGCUCCUGGUCCUGUUGAAACGGACAACCUACCGCCGACCCCUGAAUCUGCACCCUUGAGAGACUUCCUUGUUGAUUUGACUCGCAGCGAGGCAAGAGUUGGAACUGUGGAGGAUGUAGCUGACGCGGUCCUUUUGUUGUCUAGUGAGAAGAGUCGCUGGAUUACGGGACAGUUUAUUUCUGUUAGCGGUGGCAUCAACGGAGGCUAA